Messenger RNA from Carassius carassius (crucian carp), 1604 nucleotides. Its product is annotated as metalloproteinase inhibitor 3-like. Gene Ontology annotation, cellular component: extracellular matrix. Gene Ontology annotation, molecular function: metalloendopeptidase inhibitor activity; protease binding. The coding region runs from base 58 to 699 and encodes 213 amino acids. Lineage: Eukaryota; Metazoa; Chordata; Actinopteri; Cypriniformes; Cyprinidae. The record is from RefSeq and is a predicted model, not a curated record. The transcript is spliced from 5 exons. Gene Ontology annotation, biological process: negative regulation of membrane protein ectodomain proteolysis; negative regulation of endopeptidase activity.
UAGAGCAGUGUGCACGCGAGGCGCGUUCCAGUCUGACAGCACCGCGUUCCCUUCAGGAUGAAGUCUUGUGUUGUGCUCGCGUUCCUCCUGUUCUCUCUCUUCUGUCUGAUGUACCAGGCGUCAGACGCGUGCUCGUGCGUGCCGUCUCAUCCACAGGACGCGUACUGUCACUCCGACAUCGUGAUCAGAGCUAAAAUCGUGGGGAAGAAGCUGCUGAACGACGAUCCGUUUGGCACUCUGCGCUACACGGUCAAACAGAUGAAGAUGUACAAGGGCUUCGAGAAGAUGCAGCACGUGCAGUACGUUUACACACACAACUUCGAGAGCAUGUGUGGAGUCAAGUUUGACAUCAACAAAUACCAAUACCUGAUCACAGGCCGGGUUCACGACGGGAAGCUGUACACGGGGCUGUGUAACUUUAACGAGCGAUGGGAGCGUCUGUCUCUGGCGCAGAAGAAGGGCAUGAACCACCGCUAUCAGCUGGGCUGUGACUGCAGGAUCAAGCCGUGCUACACUGUGCCCUGCUUCAUCACGUCCAAGAACGAGUGUCUGUGGACAGACAUGCUGUCUCCACACUUCAGUUACCCGGGUCAUCAGUGGCGUCACUACGCCUGCGUCCAGCAGAAAGAGGGCUACUGCAGCUGGUACAGAGGCACGAGCGCUCGCGACAAGCUCCUCAUCAACACCACAGACCCGUGAAGCGCUGGUACUGCGAGCCUUCCGCAUUAACAGAUUAAAAAUGAGCUCUUUUAUAGUGAUGAUGUGCUGCUUUAUAAACAUGAUACGGAUGCUUGCUGUUGUUUAUGUGCGUGUGGCAGAGUUACACGCUCCAGUAUCUAUUUAUGAGUCCAGAAACACAGAGAAAUGAUUCCUUCCUUCUUGCUGUUUAUGAUAUAAAGUAUCGGGAUCGUGAUUAGUAUUUUUGUAUUACUGUAAAGCAGAGAUUAUAAACGGUAGAUCGAUCACAUCUUUUCAGCAUCUAGACCGAUGACCAUGACCGAUGGCAUUUUCUGACGGGAGAGUCGAUGUUUGACAGAUAUGAAUCCGAUAUGAAUCCGAUACGAAUCAAAUAUGAAUCAGAUACGAAUCAGAUACGAAUCAGAUAUGAAUCCGAUAUGAAUCAGAUUUGAAUCUGAUAUGAAUCAGAUAUGAAUCCGAUAUGAAUCAGAUAUGAAUCCGAUAUGAACCAGAUAUGAAUCCGAUAUGAAUCAGAUAUGAAUCCGAUAUGAAUCCGAUAUGAACCAGAUAUGAAUCCGAUAUGAAUCCGAUAUGAACCAGAUAUGAAUCCGAUAUGAAUCAGAUAUGAAUCCGAUAUGAAUCAGAUAUGAAUCCGAUAUGAAUCCGAUACGAAUCCGAUAUGAAUCAGACGCUUCAUUCCUGCGUCGCUGCUUUAGUCUCAGCCUCGGACGCAUGUUUUUAGAUCAUGUUAAUAUUCUGUCUGUAACACAAACAUCAGACCCGUCUGACUCUCACUGAACGCUCUUGUGUGUGUGUGUGUGUGAGAGAGAGAGAGAGAGAGAGAGAGAGACUGAUGACCAUUUCCAAUCGAUUCAAUUUUUAAUAUCUCUGUUUUAUAUUUUUAUAAUAAACCUUGUGAAAAUGGC